UUAGGGUUUUUUUCUUCACCAUUUUCAUAAUCCCUAAAACCCUCUCAGCAACUGCAGCGUCCGCUCCUCCCUACCUCACCGCCAUGGCAUCGGAGAAGAAGCUGUCGAACCCAAUGAGGGAAAUUAAAGUACAGAAACUCGUCCUCAACAUCUCCGUCGGUGAGAGCGGAGAUCGUCUCACCAGAGCCGCUAAGGUCUUGGAACAGCUUAGCGGCCAAACCCCUGUUUUCUCCAAGGCAAGGUACACUGUGCGUUCCUUUGGCAUCAGGCGUAAUGAAAAAAUUGCAUGCUACGUGACAGUUCGGGGUGAUAAGGCAAUGCAGCUCCUUGAAAGUGGUCUGAAGGUCAAGGAGUAUGAACUGUUGAGAAGAAACUUUAGCGAAACUGGUUGCUUUGGCUUUGGUAUUCAGGAGCAUAUUGAUCUUGGAAUCAAGUAUGACCCUUCAACCGGUAUUUAUGGGAUGGACUUCUACGUUGUCCUUGAGCGCCCUGGUUACAGGGUUGGUCGCCGCCGUAGGUGCAAGGCUCGUGUUGGCAUCCAACACAGAGUUACAAAGGAGGAUGCAAUGAAGUGGUUCCAAGUAAAAUACGAAGGUGUUAUCCUCAACAAGGCCUCCAACAUUGGUGCUUAAUUUGGAUCUCAUUUUCAACAUACCCACAGCAUUAGGCAUAGAACUUGUCAUAUUUGCCUUUCUUCCAACCACAUUUCACUACUUUUGAGUUUUGACUUUAAAAAUUAUGUUCUUUUCUGAUAAAGAUGCUCAUGUUAGAUUGCACUUCUGUCAGCAAGAUCACAUUGAUUGGUACUUGGGAUUUUACCCUAAAUUAUCCUCUCAUUGUUUUUGGAUGCCCA
Messenger RNA from Salvia splendens (bonfire salvia), 853 nucleotides. RefSeq names its product 60S ribosomal protein L11. The coding region runs from base 84 to 632 and encodes 182 amino acids. Gene Ontology annotation, biological process: translation. Gene Ontology annotation, molecular function: structural constituent of ribosome. Gene Ontology annotation, cellular component: ribosome. The transcript has 5 exons. The record is from RefSeq and is a predicted model, not a curated record. NCBI's taxonomy places the organism in Eukaryota, Viridiplantae, Streptophyta, Magnoliopsida, Lamiales, Lamiaceae.